CUGGGUUAUUCCCCAUGACGUCACUGGAGAUAAUCACGGAAGUGAAGUGAGCGACGAAACAAGACAGACUCAAAUAAGUUGGUGUGUGCGCUCGACUCGUAUUUACAGGCUGUCCGUCAUCAUGCUGGGAGGAGGUUUCAAAUCAGAGAGGCUGAGAGUCAACCUCAGACUGGUCAUCAACAGACUCAAACUCCUUGAGAAAAAGAAAACUGAGCUUGCUCAGAAGGCCAGGAAAGAGAUUGCAGAUUACCUGUCAUCAGGUAAGGAUGAGCGGGCACGGAUCCGUGUGGAGCACAUCAUCAGAGAGGACUAUCUGGUUGAAGCCAUGGAGAUCUUAGAGCUUUACUGUGACCUGCUGUUGACUCGCUUUGGCCUCAUUCAGUCCAUGAAAGAACUAGAUCCAGGCUUACAGGAAGCAGUGUCCACUCUCAUCUGGGCAGCUCCUCGUCUGCAGUCAGAGGUGUCUGAGCUAAAAAUUGUGUCUGAACAGCUGUGCGCAAAAUAUAGCAAGGAGUACGGCAAGCUAUGCAGGACAAACCAGAUUGGCACAGUCAACGACAGGCUGAUGCACAAACUGAGUGUUGAGGCUCCUCCCAAGAUCUUGGUCGAGCGCUACUUGAUAGAGAUCGCAAAGAACUACAAUGUCCCCUAUGAACCUGACGCCAUGGUCCGACCCGAGGUGUGUACUGGGGAGGAGGCAGACCUGAUUGAUGUCAACAAUGACAGGAAGUUUGGAGGAGGAGGUGGUGGAGGAUUCACAGCUCCUCUAGCUCCUGGAAUCCAUAUGCCUAUGCCCAUGCCUAUGGCUAUGCCAAUGCCAACAGCUUUCAACUAUCCACCUCCCAAUGGAGCUGAACAGUUUCAUGCACCCGUUGGAACCUACAACAGCUUCCAGCCCCCCAUGGGAGGAGGGCAGCCACCUCAGUUGCCCACUUCUCCCCCUACAUACGAGUCUAUUGACGACCUAACUGAAAAACCUUCUGUUCCUUCCCAGGCCGUAGGUCCUGCUCCUUCGGCUCAGAUUUAUGACAACAACGCUCUUCCAGAACUCCCAUCUGUUCCUGACACACUCCCAACAUCCUCCUUGGGCAGAAGCAACACCACCUCAGAUGACAUUGACUUUGAUGAUUUGACGCGGCGCUUUGAGGAGCUGAAGAAAAAGACCUAAAUGCUUUAACCUGAUAUACAUAAACAGGCCUGUGUCACCUACACAGCUCAGAACAGGAAAUAGAAAUUGUUCAAGGCUCUGAAUCAGAUUUGGAUAGCUCUCCUCCCUCUUUCUUGGUGAAGUAAUUUUACACAAAUAUUAAACAUACAUGUAAUCUAUUACCUCAUUUAUAUAGCUGUGACCAGCUAAUGAGAGAGAGUACUUUUAAGCGCCACAUGUUUUCAUUUCUUCUAUUUGGCACGUUGGAUAAAAUCUUAAACAAUCAUGUUCACCCCUUCUCGCUCCUUAUUUAAAAUCGCACUGAAGUUUAACCUUUUCCAUUUGUCUGUGUGGUAAUUAAUAUGUUCACAUGUAGAUCUUAAGUGUUGAUUUUCCUGAAGGUUUUGGGUUUGAUUGAUAUUUAUAGUACAUGCCUUUAUUCUACUUUGGACACCCUGUCGCUGUGAUCUUUGCCACUGUGUCGCUCAGUCCCGUCUCAGACCAGUUUGACAGGUAUAGCGGGCUGCGCCACCUCGGUGGCGAACAAGCGUUUACGCAUUAAAAUCGCCAUUUAGUUUCCAAAGUGAGGCUCCAACAGUCAGUGAGGUUUUUCUCAGCUGUACAGGGACACAUAGAAGCCAUAUUUUCAGUGUGUUACGCAGUUUUUCUCACUGUGGGAUUGUUAAAUACUCAUCAUUACCAAGCUUCUUAAACUUCAAGGUGUAUUUGUAUCAGAAAAAUUGUAUGGUUUCAAACCUUUUCCGUUUGAGGGUGAUGGGACACAGAUGUAACAUCACAACAUGUAUGGAAAUCUGUAAUAUAAAACACUUACAGCAAUAUAGGUAGACUUAUGUACAUGAAUGAUUUAACUGUAUAGGAAAAGGAGUUUGGCAGCCGGGAGUUGUUCAAUAUUUGACAAAUCUGUUUUAUAUACACUAUCUCCAAAUAAAGUUUUCUUUUUGCCCUUUUGAA
This is a messenger RNA of Neolamprologus brichardi, 2119 nucleotides long. RefSeq names its product IST1 factor associated with ESCRT-III (gene ist1). Gene Ontology annotation, biological process: protein transport. The record is from RefSeq and is a predicted model, not a curated record. NCBI's taxonomy places the organism in Eukaryota, Metazoa, Chordata, Actinopteri, Cichliformes, Cichlidae.